Messenger RNA from Dentiscutata erythropus, 741 nucleotides. NCBI's taxonomy places the organism in Eukaryota, Fungi, Glomeromycota, Glomeromycetes, Diversisporales, Gigasporaceae. The record is from the annotation of a GenBank genome assembly.
AUGCCUCAACAAAAAACACGUAUUAAUUCGACCCUAGCGUGUGUAAAUUGUCAAUGGAGACAUGUAAGAUGCAUAAAAAUUCACGGAGAAGAUUCUUGUACAAACUGUAGAAAAUACAACCGACCCUGUAUUUAUAUUCCGGGUAACAAACGUGGACCAAAGCGACAUAGACUAAAUACUAGAUUUGCUAAUCUUCAGCCUUUUUCAAAUAUUAAUCCUUAUCGUUAUGAAGCAGCUCAAAUCCAGUAUCAGAAACAGCUCAUUGGAGACAGCUUAUAUCCAGAGUUUGGAGUAGAUUAUACUCAACAUCAACUCAUGCCCAAUAUCGAUGGCAUUUCAUAUCCAACACCAGGAAUACACGUAGCAUAUACCCAGUAUCAAGGUCAAUCCAACUUAUCAUCAUCCUUUUUUGUUCACGAUGAAUUAAUGCCAAAUAAUAAACAAAAAAACAUCGUGUCAUCCUCUAUUUCUUCUACUAAUGGUCCAAAUGAUCUCUUCUCCUUCAGAACUCAACAUUCUUAUAAUAAUAAUAUUGACUCCUAUAAUAUUACUAAAUCAUUCCAUAAUACAUUCAUUGACCAAUUCUCCUUAAUACCUUCCUCUUUCGUUCAUGAUGAACAAAUGUUAUAUGAUGAACAAAAUAUCACACCAUUCUUUAAUUCUUUUUUUACUUUAUAUCCUUAUAAUAAAUAUGUAACAUUUCCUCCUAAAGCUAACCUUUAUAAGGCUACCAAAGCCUAA